AUGUGGGAGAUCUUCACCACCGACCUACUCGUCAAGACUGGUCCGGGCUCACGAAAUGUACUCGGUUUGGCAUCCCCAUCCUCGAAUAUCGUCAAGCAUGUCCGCAAAAUCGACCUUCUGGACCGACCAAAUGCUUUUAAAGAAGCGGACCAACUGCCACAAUUCCUGGCUGCCAUCCCUCGCGGUCAACUAUGCGGCUUCAAUAGCAGAAGUGGCGUGCCUAUCAGUACGCUCGAGCUCCUACUCCAGAUACACCCGAAGCUCGAACAUUUCAUCAUCCCUGUCUCGCAAGGUGGAUCAGACACGACCCAGUCGGACAUGGUCAGCCUUCAAUUAAUCGGCCUUUACAUCAGUUCCCUCACCCUUCCUGCGACUUUCGGCACCAUGUUUCAGCGGAUAGACAUCAUUGCCCUCACUGAGCUCGUCCUUAAUUAUACUGGACGCGUCGCUGAGUUGCUGGAAGCUAUGUGCUCUGAAUUCCAGAAGCGAGAACCCUCUCUGAGGAAGCUGCGACUUCUCCUGGUGAAUGAAGUCGCGUCAAAUGACGUCCUCUCACAACUAAAGUUGUUUCUACUCUCUUUCCACGGACUGCGCCAGCUACAUUACCAGUGCGGCAAUUGCGUCAAGGUCGAUGUCGAUGGCAUCAUCAACCACGGGGAGACAAUCACGGACCUACUCAUCGUCAACGGAGGUGUCCACCGACAAGAUGCCACCAAAUGUAUGAGCGCGGAAGAUCUGCGGAAGGUCGCUAUCGCAUGUCCAAACCUAAAACAACUAUGCCUCAACCUAUACGAGAUCGAUCCAGAUACUCCAGAAGGUGACUUCCUCAGCCCAAAGUCUACUCUAUCUUCAGAAUCGACCGAGUUCGAGAACGCUUUGAGCGCUAUUGCCAGCAUGAAAGCACUACGGCUACUACGCUUGACGAACCCGCCCAACUAUCGCAAAGCCUACCACCGCCAAGGGGAGUUCAUGCGCUUCUUCCGCCGAUCGCUUGAGAGCGGAGAGCAGCGCUACGCGUUCCAGGCCCGAGCGGACAGCCUCGUGCGAUACAUGGGUGAUCGAAAAUCCAACAUGAGAUUCCUAGCAUUCUCUCCCAUAGAGUCGCUGACAAAGGCUGCCAUGGCGGACAAGAACGGACAUUUCUGGCCGCACUAUUUCUACUCCUGCGAGCGGAUGAAGGGAAAUCGAGGCACGGAAAUCUCAAUCGCGAGGGCGGUGAGGGACUGGAAGAGAGAGAUGCCGGAGGCUACUAUACUAAACGAGGGAUGA
This is a messenger RNA of Alternaria viburni, 1269 nucleotides long. RefSeq lists its product as uncharacterized. The coding region runs from base 1 to 1269 and encodes 422 amino acids. The transcript is spliced from 2 exons. NCBI's taxonomy places the organism in Eukaryota, Fungi, Ascomycota, Dothideomycetes, Pleosporales, Pleosporaceae. The record is from RefSeq and is a predicted model, not a curated record.